Molecule: messenger RNA, 1670 nt
Organism: Castor canadensis (American beaver)
Lineage: Eukaryota; Metazoa; Chordata; Mammalia; Rodentia; Castoridae
Gene: Bcl3
Product: BCL3 transcription coactivator
Biological process (GO): cellular response to tumor necrosis factor
Cellular component (GO): cytosol
Molecular function (GO): NF-kappaB binding
Source: RefSeq, a predicted model, not a curated record
UUCAGCCGGCGGCAGGGGAAGUCCCGGCGCCCGGAGAAACCUCCUCCCGUGCCGCCGCGCCGCGCCGCGCUCCGGCCGCCCGCUCGGCCGCCGUCUCCGGCGGCCCCAUGCCCCGAUGCCCCGCGGGGGCCAUGGACGAGGGGCCCGUGGACCUGCGCACCCGGCCCAAGGCCACCGCAGCCCCCGGCGCCGCGCUGCCGCUCCGCAAGCGCCCCCUGCGCCCGCCCUCCCCGGAGCCCGCCGCCCCCUGCGGUGCUGCGGGCCCCGUCGCCCCCCUGGACCCCCUGCGUGGCGGCUGCGACACGCCCGCGAUCCCUGGGGUCCCCCACGGCCUGGCCAGGCCAGAGGCGUUUUACUACCCCGGAUCUUUACUGCAUCUGUACUCCACCCCGACUCUCAGCUCCCCCUUUUCUCUGCUGAAUCCACCUGCACCCCUGUACCCGAUAAUGUGCCAAAUGGAACACCCUCUGUCAGCCGACAUUGCCAUGGCUACCCAUGCAGAUGAGGAUGGAGACACGCCUCUCCACAUUGCUGUGGUGCAGGCUAACCUGCAUGCUGUCCACCGGCUAGUCAACCUUUUCCAGCAUGGCGGCCGAGAGCUAGAUGUCUACAAUCACCUUCGGCAGACACCACUCCACCUGGCUGUGAUCACCACAUUACCGUCUGUGGUCCGGCUCCUGGUGACAGCUGGUGCCAGCCCCAUGGCGCUGGAUCGCCAUGGCCAGACGGCAGCUCACCUGGCGUGCGAGCACCGUAGCCCAACCUGCCUUCGGGCACUGCUGGACAGCGCGGCCCCGGGCACGGUGGAUCUGGAGGCCCGCAAUUACGACGGGCUCACUGCCCUGCACGUGGCGGUGAACAGUGAGUGCCAAGAAUCGGUGCUGCUCCUGCUGGAGCGCGGCGCGGACAUCGACGCUGUGGACAUUAAGAGCGGCCGCUCCCCGCUCAUCCACGCCGUAGAAAACAACAGCCUUAGCAUGGUGCAGCUGCUGCUGCAGCACGGUGCCAACGUGAACGCUCAGAUGUACUCGGGCAGCUCGGCGCUGCACUCGGCGUCCGGCCGCGGGCUCCUGCCGCUCGUGCGCACGCUGGUCCGCAGCGGAGCGGACAGCGGCCUCAAGAACUGUCACAACGACACGCCGCUCAUGGUGGCCCGCAGCCACAGGGUCAUCGACAUCCUCAGGGGGAAGGCCACCCGGGCUGCCUCGGCAACACAGAGGGAGCCCUCCCCGGAGCGCAGUGCCGCCACCUCCCCCGAGAGCAGCAGCCGUCUCAGCUCUAACGGACUUCUGUCUGCAUCGCCAUCCUCUUCGCCCUCCCAGUCUCCCCACAAGGACCCCCCAGGAUUCCCUCUGGCUUCUCCCAACUUCUUCCUUCAUCCCCCAUCUCCGCCCACCUUUCUGCACUUCCCUGGGGUCCUCCGAGGCCCUGGCCGGCCGUUGCCCCCCUCCCCAACUCCAGGAGACAGCUGAGAAGGAUGGGGGGGGCAGAUCUGGACUCAUGAGGAGGGGGCCCCCUGAACCCCACGGGGCAAACCCUUCUGGAAACUGUGAAGAUGUCACUCUGCCCCCCCCCCAAUCUUUGGGACCAUUGGUGCAGUAAGGCACAUGCGCCUACAACCUGAACCCCUCUUUUGUGCAUAGAUCUUUCCCCAUCUCCUGUCCGUGUUG